UCUUCUUCACUCACUUCUGUCUCAGACUCUCAGCUUCAUUCUCUGUUGUUUUUUUUUCUGUAAAUUAGAUUCAUGGAGACUCCAUAUCCAAAACCCAUAAACCCAAAUCAAACAAGAAUUGGAUGGAUAGGAAUUGGAGUAAUGGGUCAAGCUAUGGCUGCUCGUUUAAUCUCAGCUGGAUAUUCACUCACAGUAUAUGCUAGAACCCCAGAAAAAGCUCUAUCUCUGCAACAAAAAGGUGCAAUAAUCGUCAAUUCACCUUCUCAUGUUGCUAAUAAGAGUGAUAUAGUGUUUACAAUGGUUGGUCAUCCAUCAGAUGUUAGAUCAGUAGUGUUAGGUGAUAAUGGGGUUUUAUCAGGUUUGAAUAAAGGUGGAGUCUUGAUUGAUACAACUAGUAGCGAUCCAGUUCUUGCUAAAGAAAUCGCUUCAAAAGCCCAAUCAAAGGGUUGUUUCGCAAUUGAUUCACCUGUAUCUGGUGGAGAUAUUGGAGCUAGAGAUGGGAAAUUAGCAAUACUUGCUGGUGGAGAUUCUGAUGUUGUGAAAUGGUUAUCACCAGUUUAUGAGGUUUUGGGGAGAGUUACUUAUGUUGGAGGAUCUGGGUGUGGACAGAGUUGUAAGAUAGCUAAUCAGAUCACAGUUGGUGCUAAUUUGCUUGGAUUAAGUGAAGGGUUAGUAUUUGCAGAGAAAGCAGGACUUGAUAUGAAUAAUUUUGUGGAAUCAAUUAGAGGUGGAGCUGCUGGUUCAAUGGUGAUGGAAUUAUUUGGGAAGAGAAUGAUUGAGAGAGAUUUUAGAGCCGGUGGGUUUGCAACAUAUAUGGUUAAAGAUUUGGGAAUGGGUGUGAAUGGUGGAGAAGGGAAAGAUGCUGUGGUUUUACCUGGUGCUGCAUUGUCAAAGCAGUUGUUUUCAAGUAUGGUUGCUAAUGGUGAUGGAAAUAUGGGAACUCAAGGUCUUAUUACUGUCAUUGAGAGGAUUAAUGGUAAAUCAGUUUAAUCUCUUCUAGUCUUACUUUGGGUGAUUCUAUGUUAAACUGAACAAUCAGUCCAUAAUGGUAAUAGUACUAUUCAUUGAAAUUUUUCUUCGUUUUGAUUUUGUUAAUUCGUAUCGUCCAAGUAGAAAUGUUUAUUCCACUAGUGUACAUUUUUCAUUGUGGAAACCACCAACAGCUCCAUCAGUCCAUUACCACCACUGCAAUUUCUCCACCAGCUCUCACAUUGUUUUUCCUAUUAGUACUCUUCUAUGCCAGGACGCACCAAGAUAUACUCUAUUCAGCAUUGAUACUCAGAUGUUUACAGUAGGACUACAUUUUAAGGGUGUAAAGAUGAUUCCUCUAGGUUCGCAUUUUGUUUAUUGUAGUUCUAGUAACAAAGACGGGAAUGCUUUUUGCCCAUUUGUUGGAUUCUUUGUGAUUGCUAGUCCUGCGGUGGUAUUUGCUUUUAAUUGGGUUCAACAAGAACAGCGGGUAGUUAGAUUAUCAAGAUGAAGAAGUGGUAGGUUGAUUGGAUAGGGUUAAAAAAGAAUGGAGUUUGAUGGAUAUCUUGGUCCUUAUCAUUUGAAAUAAUCUAAAGAGUGGAAGAGAAUUUUGGAUUACUGUACAAAGAGUACUGUUGGGCGAUCCAGCCUAUUGGUGGGGAUAUUACAGUUUCAAGUGUAUAUGGUUUUGUUGGUGCUUCUAUGAUAUGACUACUAUGGAAAUGGCUUUGGGUGCGCAUAAGUUCUCCGAGUUUUCUGGGAUGAGUGUUAUAAGUGUGUGUUCUUACACGUCUAUUCCCAAAUCCCGGUGUCGUCAAACAAAAAAGGUGUUGUUGGAGUAGAUCUUACUUGGAUGAACCUUGAUAAAUUGCAAUGCGGGUCAGAAGAUUUGCUUUUGUGGGAGUUGCAAUUUUCAUAUAUUGCAUUUCUUUUGGGCAGUCACUUGCAUCGCAGUGAAAAGAUUUAGUUACUCUUUUGUUUAGUUAUACUGACGCACCAUUCUACAGAGAAAGUCAGUUUUUUUACCAAGUUCAUUGAGGUUUCGGUUUCAAAAGAUGAUAAAAUUGUAAGUGGUGGUGAAAAAGGUGCUUCCCUGUUCUUGGAUGACUCGUGGCCAUUGUAGGGCAGUUUUUCGCGCCAUCUCUAAUAGAAUUUCUUUUCUUUGGUCCAAGUAGCCUCGGUUAUUGAUGGCGAUCUUCUUUCAUGGACAAGGAAACUUGAACAACUGCAUCGGACCACAAGGAUGACAUUCCACACACAAAGGGGCAAUGGAUGACUUGUAGGGCGAAUAUGAUGAGUUCACUCCUGUUAUUGAGAUUUUGGAUGAGACUACUUUCUGUGGAGGGUUGACAGCCUAAUUAGAUCAUACCUUGCAUGCUCUCAAAAAUUUGAAGUAAAAUAAACAUAGUCGGGUAGUUUGUGAUUGACAACUGAAGUUGGGGGGUGUCACGAAGAGGCAUUUUUUGGUUGUUUAUCGUAGAUAGAAUAUACUCCCUCCGUUUCUAGAAAAGAGUUACAUUGCUUUUUAAAUUUAGCCUAUUUUUAGACUAAAAUAAAAAAGUGAUGGUACCUCUUUUCUAGAAAUGGAGGCACUAUUCUUACUUUGUCAGUAGUUACGUACUCUUUCAGAUGAUUUACAAAUAGAUUUUUAUCUAUUGUCCCUGUGGUUAGGGAUACUACUACUUGGCUAAUGUCUGGAAUUUGGUGAUACAGAUUAGCCUUCUACUUGCAUAUUCAUAUAGGGUGCUUCUACUUAGCUCAUGUCUGGAAUUUGGAAAUGAUAUUAGUCUUGUACUUGCAUAUUCAUAUAUCCACUGCAAAUAAGUGUUGAACUUCA
This is a messenger RNA of Papaver somniferum (opium poppy), 2806 nucleotides long. Its product is annotated as probable 3-hydroxyisobutyrate dehydrogenase-like 3, mitochondrial. NCBI's taxonomy places the organism in Eukaryota, Viridiplantae, Streptophyta, Magnoliopsida, Ranunculales, Papaveraceae. The record is from RefSeq and is a predicted model, not a curated record. The transcript has a single exon. Gene Ontology annotation, molecular function: NADP binding; NAD binding; oxidoreductase activity. The coding region runs from base 73 to 990 and encodes 305 amino acids.